UUGCGUUAAAGCCGACAGGACUGAGAGAGCUGUCGGGAGCACCAGACACUUUUCCAGCCUUGUCGAGGGCUGGAAAUGUUAAGAAAAAGAAAACGGGGAUUGUUGGAAUAGCAAAAGAGCAGGAUGGGACAUUCCACCACGCCGCUCACAUUUACGUACAAAUGUACCAACAGGGACAAACACAAGACCAGUUUUCUCCAACCCUACUCGCCAAAUGAGAACCUGAAUAACGCAUUAGGUGCCAUCAGGGUGCUGGGUCUCGAGCGGAUUGAAGAUGAGCUGAAGCCGCACUUGUGCGCUGUACUGGUGAACAUUCAGGAGAGGAAAAAAGGCACUGCCGAGCAAGUGGUGAUCAGUGGGAUCCUUCCGAUUCUGGCGCUGUUGCUGAGGAGCAGAGGGCCUCUGGCGCAGCUAACCGCCCAACUAGUGGCCGAACUCGCCAAGGAAUCGGUGAUCCGGAAAGGUUUCGGAGAUGCCGGUCUGGUUACGGCUCUGCUGUCUGUGCUGACCAGUGCAGACCAGGACCUGCUGGGCCAUGCAGUCCAGGCCAUCGCUCGAGUGUCUUAUGACAGCUGUAAGCAUCAGCAGCUGUUACUGCGCAGAGGAGUGGUACCUCGUCUGGUCGCUGUCCUUUUGCGAUUCCCCGGCAAAGAGGCCUUAGAGGAGGUAUGCCUCCGGGCCCUGUGCAACCUCAGCGGCGUGAGUGCGGCGGAGGAGGCCGGCGUGGUGUGGGAAAGGGGCACGCCCACCCAGCCGGGGGAGUGUAUCUUUCGUGGCGUGGCACCACGCCAGUGCGGCUUGGUGACCUCGGUGACCGUGGUGCGUGUGUGCCGAUGGGCGCCGGCGCAGUACGCCGUCAGCGUGGAGCUCGUGCAGCGUUGCUCCGCCUCUUUCUUAAACUUUCACAGGAGUAAGGGGUCCGCUCGAUGUUUCCCCUUCUUCACCUUUGGAAGACGUUCCAAGCUGGCAUCCAGGAACAGCCCAAGACGCUCUAGUCUGAAGACGCUGGUCUUCCACACCUUCCUCUGAUAGCAACAUGCUAGUCGAAUUCAGCGCAUUUUAAUGUUUAGUUAUACUUUUUGCUCGUUUGCUAGGUUAUUUUUUUUAUAUAAAGUUGAAUUUUACAACAGUUUCAUGUCACAAAAGGCAGCUCAUGCAACACUAAUACCCACAUUUUUUUUUCUUAAUUGUGAAUGCUAAGAUGUGUCAAAAACUAACAUUCAUUGGUGUGUUGAACUAAUGAUCAUUAAAAACAAAAACAAAAAACA
Phyllopteryx taeniolatus (common seadragon) is the source of this 1268-nucleotide messenger RNA. RefSeq lists its product as uncharacterized. Gene Ontology annotation, biological process: positive regulation of GTPase activity. The coding region runs from base 124 to 1029 and encodes 301 amino acids. Gene Ontology annotation, cellular component: cytosol. The transcript is spliced from 5 exons. Gene Ontology annotation, molecular function: guanyl-nucleotide exchange factor activity; protein binding. The record is from RefSeq and is a predicted model, not a curated record. NCBI's taxonomy places the organism in Eukaryota, Metazoa, Chordata, Actinopteri, Syngnathiformes, Syngnathidae.